CCACACAGUCUGAAAUAGUCUGAACGUUUGCGCGCCCUUCUGCCAGUGUCUGCCAUGCGUUGCGCGGCGUUCGUGGCAUCUGUUGCGCUCUAUGCCGCCGGCGAAGACCCAGUUCGCAGUGCCUUUGAGAAGUUUCAAGCCAAAUGGCAGAAGAACUACGGCAGCCCCGAGGAGGAACUGCGCCGCUUUGGAGUGUUCCAGAACACCUACCAACAAGUGAUGGAGGAGAAUGCCAAGGGACAUCCUUAUGAGUUGGAAGUGAACAAGUUCGCGGAUCUGACUGAUGAGGAGUUCUCCACCUAUCUGGGCAAGAAAUCCAAGCCACACCGGCGCUGGGGUACUGCGAAGCACUUAGGCACCCAUCGCUACAGCGGCCAAGCUUUGCCUGAUUCCUGGGAUUGGGUUCCCAAGGGCGCCGUCACGCCAGUGAAGGACCAGGGGUUGUGCGGGUCUUGCUGGGCUUUCUCUACUACGGGAGCCUUGGAGGGUGCAUUGUUUGUGUCCUCCAAACGUCUCGUGUCACUGUCGGAGCAGCAGCUGGUGGAUUGCACGAAAGGCAAGGGUGAGGAUGCUUGCGAUGGCGGUGACCAGGACCCAGCUUUCAAGUAUGCUGAGAGCACCGACAUGUGCACUGAGAAAAGCUAUCCUUACAAGUCUUCCAAGGGAAAAGCUGGAAAGACCUGUGAUAUGUCCUCCUGUUCCGUUGGCAUCCCCAAAGGAGGUGUGACUGGUUACAAGGAUGUUCAGCCUGAUGAUGUGAAUGCACUCAUGGAAGCAGUGGUGCAACAGCCAGUUGCCAUCUCUGUGGAUGCCAAUUCCACUGGUUUCAAAAACUACAUGAGCGGCGUGAUCAAAGCGCAGUGCGGCACUGAUUUGGACCAUGCAGUGUUGUUGGUGGGCUACGGAACCAUGAAUGGCACACCCUAUUGGAAGGUGAAAAAUUCUUGGAACACCGAUUGGGGCAUGGAUGGCUAUGUUCUCAUUGAGCGUGGUGUCUCACAAUCUGGCGGCAUGUGCGGCGUUCGCUCUGAGGCCUCCUAUCCUGUGGUGUCUUCAAGCCCAAGCCCCACCCCUACACCAACACCACCAACACCAGGAAAGGAUGUGUGCUGCAUGGCUGCAGAUGCCACUUGCCAGGCUGGACAGACUUGUUGUUCUUCCAGCAAGAAGUCCUAUGCCACGGAGUCUAGCUGCAAACGCCAUGGUGCCAAGCACAAUUGCGGAUGGGAUGCGUCUCACUCCAAAUGCGUGGUGCAGCCUUCCGUCCUCGUGGUCUGAGAUGUCUAAGUCUAAGUGACAUUAAAUGACAUUAAGGUGCAUCAAGUGACUUGGGUUGAGGGAUCCAAGUUUCUUGUAAUCUUGAGACUCUGAGAUAGGCAGGACCUAGUUGGGGGUGCUUGCCGCUUUUUACGCCAAAACGCAAUCCUUGAGCACUUGAGCGUCACGGGCAAAGCCCAGUCAAGCUGCAAAA
Cladocopium goreaui is the source of this 1471-nucleotide messenger RNA. NCBI's taxonomy places the organism in Eukaryota, Dinophyceae, Suessiales, Symbiodiniaceae. The record is from the annotation of a GenBank genome assembly.